Molecule: messenger RNA, 2930 nt
Organism: Mucor mucedo
Lineage: Eukaryota; Fungi; Mucoromycota; Mucoromycetes; Mucorales; Mucoraceae
Exons: 2
Coding region: 24-2891 (955 amino acids)
Source: RefSeq, a predicted model, not a curated record
UUUAUAUCUCAUUUUUUCUUUCCAUGGAUCUCAGUAGUUUACUCAACAGUCAAAAGGAAACGAAUCUGUCUUUGAAAGACAUACUCGAAUUACUUUCCAACCCGGAUAGUGCAGUUAUUAUUGAAAAAGUUCGAACAAGCACCGCCUUCAUCUACCCAAACCAAAAAGCGGAAUCGUUUCUAUUUUUUGACAGAUUCAUUCAACUAUUGCUUUCGAUUGAUCUUGAAGACGAUCCAUUUAGCUCUCAGUAUACCAAAUCCAUCUUUAUCGAUGCCUUUCGGAAAUGUGUGAAUGGAUUGUUGCAGCAGCAUGGCAAUAGCUGGUUGAUCGAGUUUCCUUACGCUAUCACUGCCAAAACCUGGGUAGCCUUACGUAAACAAUCCGAUGUUACGAUUCUAGUUUGUCUCUACGGUCUUGUGCUCACAGCUGGUACCGCUGCUCCGUCCAUAGAGUGGGUUGAAGCCAUGAUGCAGUUCAUACAAUGCAAUUAUGUGGGUAUCAUCACCCAUCUUUGGCUGACCUGUUGUUGUACCUUGGAAGAAAAUGAACGAGUGAAUGGAGAUCUUGCUCAAGAAUUAUUUUUGCACACCUUGGACAACAGAAUUAAGCAUGAACCUGCAUAUACAAUUGAUGUCGCAAAGAAAUUAUUUACAAUUUUGAAGGCAAAGGAUACGCAGUACCUAGCGACACAUGUAGAUCAAUUUUUGGGCAAUGCACUAGCCAGACCUGAAUUCACAAAAGACGCAUUUACCGUCGGUUAUUUGGGAUUGGAGAAUGGCUGCAAAAUGCAGACGAAUCAGUAUCCAUAUAUCGCAAAGAUUUAUAUGGAACAUCAAACGCAGACAGCUGAUCUGAUGGAAACGGGUAACCCCUUAUUGAAUAAGGAGUUGUUGGAAUCAUGGACAGCCGAUAAAUACUCUCAAGCCCAAUCGAUACGAAAGGGCACUUUAUUUUGGAUUCAAAAGAUGACUACAAUGACACCAUCCACCUUUGAUAUGUAUCUAGAAAAAGCAAUCAAACAACAUUAUCCAGCAGAUAGAAAGACUGUGCUGGAUUUAUUAUUAGCAGAUUGGACCGCGAGGGAUAGAUUUCAUCGUCAUUUGAAUUUUGUCGCUGAUAUAAUCAUGUCGUUAUUAUCGAAAAAGUCCUAUAAUAAGCGAUCAGCACCAUAUUAUGCAUUUGUACACUUAUUCAAUAUACCAGAUGAACACCAUCAACAAGAUACAGAGGCAGCAGAUGCGUCAUACUAUGAAACAAAAUCAGGCGCUUUUAUUGAUCUAUCACAAUUUAGCAACUGCUCGGAUCAAGUAUUAAUGAAUGGAUGUUGUCGUUUAUUACAAAGAAUGACAAGGGGUGAUGCGACCCAACAUGUGAAGGAUUGGGUAGGUGAUUGCCUUCAAAAUGCCAACUCGGACAUUGUGCAAUACUAUGUUGGUUGGUUAGCACAGGGGCUAAAUACAGAGCUCGAGUCUAAAACAACAUCUAGUUGCUUUGCUCCAUUUUUAAAAGUAGCAUUAUCCUCGUGCGUUUCCUUUUCUACGUAUGUUGUGCCCACCUUAUUACAAACGUUUUCUCUCACAAGUCUACAAUGGCUUUUGAAGCAAGGUGAUCAUGCAAACACGAUACUGAUUCAUUAUUUUGAUGAUGGACCUCAGGUUUCAAAAUAUAUGAUGGUGCAAGGUCUUUUCAUGACAAAACCAAAAAAAUUCAUCGACCUGCUGUUGACUCAUUUUCGAGAAAUCAUGCCUGGCCAAGAUCCCAAAGCCCCUCGCUCGCGAGCUUGGUUUAAAAACCAUUUCCUGGGUGUGAUUUUAUCUUUGGUAGGAGAGGAUACAACUGGGCAAGGUGUAGCUUGUUGUAUUUUUCGUCAAUUGUUCAAGACGCGCGACGACUUCGAAUGGUACUUUGCGACACCUCUUGUGCCUGUUGCGAAGAGAAUCAAUUUCAAGCCUUUAGAUCUAUCAAAUUCGCACGAUAUUUAUUCCGUCAAGUAUAGUGGUUUAGCGGCCAUGCUACAAGAAAUGGUGAGAUUAGGAGAUACAGAUAAAAAGGAAAGGUUGAUUAAGGUGUGGUUUGAUCUCUGGACGAGUGGAUCUAAAUUCACUGUCCCCGUGAGUUGGGUACUACAGUGUGCUGGAUUAUACGACCAAGCACCCGUCUUGGUUAAACAAAUGAUUAAAAGAUUUGUCAAUAUCGGAUUGGAUCAGCAACAAGAGCAGGAGCAGGAUAUUAUGAGAAUGGCACCCGAAAGAAAGUUCUUAGACCGUAUUAUGGAUUUAGUACUACUAUCAGACACACCCGAACCGGAUAGUCUGUUUGAGCUGGUCUUGAACGUGUCGCAAUCGCAAAACACCUUUGAAGAAAUCAAUUGGGCCAUUAUCAAUAUAUUAGUGGAACUAUCCGAAGAGAUUGAGGUAGAAAUGUCUUUGACAGCUGCGCCAGAGCGUCCACCUGUAAAGCCUAUAUCGAAAAGGGAUCGAAGACGUGGCAACAAAAAACAAAAGAAUCUUUCGGCCAGAAAACUUCGAGACGCCAUGAAAAAACAUGAGGAAGAAUUGGAAAAGUUCUUGCAGGAAACCAAAAACAAUGCCAUUAAAGCGCUUACCACACUUGUUCAACGAGUUUUCAAUUUCCUGUUACGGUUAUUGAAUAAUGCCACAUUAGCAGAUGAUGCAGCAAAUGCUAGUUUAUCAUUUAAGCAAGAUAUUCAACACAAAUUAACCAUUAUACCCUUGUUUUACGAACCUUUAUCGAAAUUAGCUCGUCUUAUUCGUGAACCAGAAGAUUUACAAGAAGAUAUCCAAACAACCAUAGAUUUAAGUGUGGAUUACUUGAAGAAACAGCCAGAUACACAUCUUUACGAGACAUCCCAAAAAAUUCUUGGUCUUUAAUAAAUAUUUUAUUACUAUUACACACUGUUGUACUUCGGU